AUUUCCAUUUUGUAUUAAAAAUCUCAUAUAUUUUUUUAUUCUAUAUACUGUCUUCAAAAAUCUCCCACUAAGCAAAUUGGCCCGUUGACUCAUUCUCUUGGCUUUUUUGCACUUUGUAUAAAACGCAACCCAAGCCCCACCUUUCCCAUCAUCAUUGUCUCUCCUUCUAACUUUUCCUAGCUUUGUGGUAAUCUUGUUCUUGCCUCUAAAGUGGAAGUAGCAAUGGCUGCAUAUGCUCUUCUCUUGGCUUCAAUUCUUUUCUCUUGUUUAUGUGGUUCCUCUUAUGGAUUUAUACUCUUUUCUUCUCUGCAAAAAACUCUUCUAGUCACUGCUUCACCAAGACCAGGACAAGUUCUUAAAGCAGGUGUGGACAAUAUUACUGUUAGCUGGGGAGUAAAUCAGACGCUCCCAGCUGGGACUGACGCAGCCUACAAAACCAUCAAGGUGAAGUUGUGUUACGCGCCAGUAAGCCAAACGGACCGCGCUUGGAGAAAAACCGAGGACAACCUAUCCAAAGACAAGACUUGCCAAUUCGCCAUCGUUUCUAGGCCUUACACUUCUACCAACAACAAUCAAUCAUUUACGUGGACUGUCGAGCGUGACGUGCCCACUGCCACGUACUUUGUACGCGCCUAUGCUUACAACUCCGACGGAGCCGAGGUGGCUUACGGUCAAAGCACAGAUGCUCAUAAAACCACAAACCUCUUUGAGAUCCAGGCAAUUACCGGCCGCCACGUGUCACUCGAUAUUGCCUCAGUUUGCUUUAGUGCUUUCUCUGUUUUGGCGUUGUUUGGUUUCUUCAUGAACGAGAAGAGAAAGGCCAAGAGGACUCGAGGAAAGUGAAGGCAAACAUAUACCAAAGGCAAAGGGUGGCAUGUUUUAGUUUUAUUUUAUUUAUGAAGUGUAUUGGGGUUUUGUUGUUUUACCGGGGAAGGAUCAUUUUGGUUAUGGCAAACUUAGUAAUUCAAUGUGCAAUGGAUAAUUGGAUAGGGAUGCUUGAAUUAUAAUCUUCUUUGUUUAAAAGAAAAUGAAAGAAAAAUGCUUUUACAGUGCAAAUUACUAUAAA
Molecule: messenger RNA, 1066 nt
Organism: Hevea brasiliensis (rubber tree)
Lineage: Eukaryota; Viridiplantae; Streptophyta; Magnoliopsida; Malpighiales; Euphorbiaceae
Product: high-affinity nitrate transporter 3.1
Exons: 2
Coding region: 223-843 (206 amino acids)
Biological process (GO): response to nitrate; nitrate transmembrane transport
Cellular component (GO): plasma membrane
Molecular function (GO): nitrate transmembrane transporter activity
Source: RefSeq, a predicted model, not a curated record